Messenger RNA from Aspergillus tanneri, 813 nucleotides. RefSeq lists its product as uncharacterized. The record is from RefSeq and is a predicted model, not a curated record. The transcript is spliced from 2 exons. Bases 1 to 813 code for a protein of 270 amino acids. NCBI's taxonomy places the organism in Eukaryota, Fungi, Ascomycota, Eurotiomycetes, Eurotiales, Aspergillaceae.
AUGCCCGCGGUAGCAGAAGACGCACCUCCAUCUGCAACCUGGUCUGUAAUUCUUCGGCUCCUGAUCGACGGUGCCGUUCCAGCAGUAGUUUUAAAACAAGUCCUCGUGCGGCCUGUGCAGGGUGGUACUGGUCUGUUCUUGCGGAGCGAGAGACGAUCGCGCAGCCGACACAUCGAUGCACAUCAGUUCAGGAGGAAUUACCGCGAGCGACGACGUUGCGCGUGGACUGGCGAUACCGGUUGGGCCAGCUGUUGGUGUCUCGCGGAGGAAUCGACAGCGAAAAACGACGUCGAGCGCAUGGCGACUGGGCUGGAUCACUGGAUGCAGGGAUGUUCUGACCGUCUCGCCGCCGCCGCCCACGACAACAUCGGAUCGCGCUGCCGCAAGCGCAAAGUGCCGCGCAGCGCAGCCGUGGUUUUACCGCCAUUAAACCGCCCGCUUUUGUCCAUGCUCUUGAGUAGUUUGGUACAUGGUGUCCCUUUGACGAAGUCGUGGGGCAUCGGUCUGUUGAGACGCAGGAGACCCCGCUGGAACAGUGACGAGGAGGUGCCGCCCAUGACGAAGCUGGGUGCCAUCGUAAGCCUCGCACGCACUUCGUCGUCAGCUAACUUGCCGUCCCCGAAUCGAGAGCCGAGGAAUUCAGUGGCGGCAAAAGCCGUAGACGGGAGGGAUCCCAGGUGCCGAAUUCCAGGGCGAAACUCGCAGAUUUGCGGUGCUGGUGCCGAUGACCUUUCGCCAGGGUUACGUCCGUCGGCAACGACCAAUGGUGUAGGCAUCUCCGUCCGCGCUUUUGGUCGUGUCGGUCAGGCGUGA